Exaiptasia diaphana is the source of this 886-nucleotide messenger RNA. RefSeq names its product G-protein-signaling modulator 1. The record is from RefSeq and is a predicted model, not a curated record. Lineage: Eukaryota; Metazoa; Cnidaria; Anthozoa; Actiniaria; Aiptasiidae. The transcript is spliced from 3 exons. Gene Ontology annotation, molecular function: protein binding. The coding region runs from base 1 to 852 and encodes 283 amino acids.
AUGAAUUCUACUACUGCUAUUACCAGCAUAUUAAUGAUAAAAAUGAUGAAAAUCGUUUUUCCUGUAAAAGACAAUAAUCCUGAUCAAUUCCGGUUUGUAGAAGAGCCUUUGGGUGAGUUUAUUACAUCAAUUAAACAUCAUCAACGAAGGUUGAAAGACCUUGAAGAAGACGACGACGAAAAAGCUAGUAUCCUGACGUUUAUUGGUCUGGCGUACUACAAGUUGGGUUCUUACUCUCAGUCGAUAACUUAUUUUGAAGAUCUAGUGUCUGUGGCACAAAGUCUUGGAGACCGAAAGACUCUUGGACAUGCUUACACUAACCUAGGCUGUAUUCACCGCACAAUUGGGAAUAUAACACAAGCUUUGGAAUAUUUCGAUAAGUCGCUUGCCCUUGCGAGGGAUCGCGACGAUCAAUUAGCAAUUGCAAAAAAUCUCAAUAAUAUUGGAAACAUAUAUGAAAUACAGCAUCACAUAGAAGAUGCUGUGGAUUGCCACGAAGAAAGACUGCAGAUAGCUCGUUCACUAGGUGACUUAGACGGGUUAUGCAAGGCUUGUGGUUGUCUUGGCUCUUUAUACCUUAUAAAGGGACAUUUGUACAAUAGCAUAAGUCGAUACGAAGAACUGUUGGACGCACUCAGGACGAAACUACGAAUUCAAGUCGUUUUGGCGGAUGACAACUCUGAUAGUGACGGUGAAGUUGACUUGGAUGAGAUAGCAUAUGAUAUGUUCAGGGAUCAAAUGGAAGCUUUGAACAAGAAGAACGAAAAAAAAGAUAAAUCAUCUUUAACACAGAAAGUACGACAAACAUUUUCGAAUAUUGGUUUUCUUGCAAAAAGUGUAGUCAAACAGUAGCUUAUAAUGAAGAUUACAUUCUUAUAUUUAUUAA